AUAUAGAUCCUCCUUUAACCCCAAAACUCAUUCCUCUUACAUAAGAUUACCAUAUCAUUAGAAAGGCGACAUCACCAAAAAAAAAAUAACGUGACAAAGAUGUUUUACUAUGUGAUUCUCCCUUUAGCUCUUCUUGUCAUUGCUUACAAAUUCAUCUUCAGCUAUAGAACGCAGCGUUUCAACCUCCCUCCCUCUCCGCCUCACUCUCUCCCCAUUAUCGGCCACCACCGCCUCAUUAAACCUCCCGUCCACCGUAUCUUCCAUGGACUCGCCAAAACACACGGCUCAAUCUUCUACCUCCGAUUAGGUACCCGCCGUGCGGUUGUCAUCUCUUCCUCCGCACUCGCAAGAGAAUGCUUCACGGGUAACGACGUAGUUGUAUCGAACCGCCCUCGUUUCCUGACUUCCAAAUACAUCGCUUACAACUACACAACCAUUGCGACCACACCUUACGGUGACCACUGGCGUAACCUCCGCAAAAUAUGCUCCCUCGAAAUCGUCUCCUCAAAACGUCUCGCAAACUUUCUCCACAUCCGCAAAGAGGAAAUCCACCGCAUGCUCACGAGACUCUCACGUGACGCACUCAUCAGCAAAGAGGUCGAGGUCGAGUCCUUGUUUUACGAUCUAACGUUCAACAACAUCGUGAGGAUGGUUACGGGGAAGAUCUAUUACGGAGAAGAUGCUAGUGACAAAGCAGAAGCAGAUACGUUCAAGAAACUCAUUGCUUAUAUUACCAGUACUAGUGGCGCGAGGCACCCUGGUGAAUACUUGCCAUUCUUGAAAAUAUUCGGAAGGAGUUUUGAGAAGAAAGUGAAAGCUGUAGGAGAAGCCAUGGAUGCGAUCUUGCAGCGUCUGCUUGAUGAGUGUAGAGGAAAUAAAUACGGUAACACAAUGGUUAAUCACUUGCUCUCUUUGCAACAACAAGACCCAGAGUAUUACAGUGAGGUCAUCAUCAAAGGCCUAAUGCUGGGUAUCAUGUUUGCCGCAUCAGAAACAUCGGCCGUGACAAUAGAGUGGGCGAUGGCGAGUUUGUUGAAUCAUCCAAAGUUGUUGGAAAAGUUGAAACUAGAGAUUGACGAGAAAAUCGGACAAGACCGCUUGAUCGAGGAAACAGACAUUCCAAACCUGCCUUACCUCCAAAACGUAGUGUCAGAGACACUCAGGCUAUAUCCAGCAGCGCCGCUUCUUGUGCCAAGAUUAACAGUAGAGGACAUCAAGAUCGGAGGCUACGACGUGCCUCGUGAGACGAUGGUCAUGGUGAACGCGUGGAGUAUACACAGGGAUCCAGAACUGUGGACGGAACCAGAGAGGUUUAAUCCAGAUAGGUUUAACGGUGGAGGAGAAGGAGAAAAGGACGAUGUCCGUAUGCUGAUAACCUUUGGAAGUGGACGGAGAAUGUGUCCAGGCGCAGGAUUAGCGAACAAGAUUGUGACGUUGGCGUUAGGAUCUUUGAUUCAAUGCUUUGAUUGGGGAAGAGUCAAUGGCAAAAAGAUUGAUAUGACCGAGGGUCCAGAGAUGGCAAUGCGUAAGGUGGUGCCGUUACGAGCCAUGUGUCAGCUUCGACCCGUUAUGAAUAAGCUUCUUACCGAGUCAAAAAGUUUAGUUCUGCUUCAGUUUGUUUCUAUUGAAAAAAAAACUAUUAUGCGAAUAAAUUGUGUAGUUACACUUCGGUGCUUCUCUGCAACUAAAACUAUAUGUGUAAUGCGAAUAAAUUGAAAACCCUAGCAUUUUUCCUUUUACAUAAAUAUUACCAUGUUUUUAGAUUGGUUUUUGAGCUUAUUUGGAACAAACUAAAAAUGAACUUGAGCAUACAAGAAAGAAAGAUUCAACAUAUACCGGUAAAAGAAUGAACUUUUUUCUUUAGUAUAUAUGUAUGUAUGUUAAGAAGAUAUGUUAUUUAUUUUCAAAUAUAUAUAAAGUUUUUUGACAAAAAAUUAAAUUGAAAACUA
Messenger RNA from Brassica napus (rape), 1949 nucleotides. RefSeq names its product cytochrome P450 81F4-like. The record is from RefSeq and is a predicted model, not a curated record. Lineage: Eukaryota; Viridiplantae; Streptophyta; Magnoliopsida; Brassicales; Brassicaceae. Gene Ontology annotation, molecular function: heme binding; oxidoreductase activity, acting on paired donors, with incorporation or reduction of molecular oxygen; iron ion binding. Bases 100 to 1716 code for a protein of 538 amino acids. The transcript has 2 exons.